Linum tenue is the source of this 1927-nucleotide messenger RNA. Lineage: Eukaryota; Viridiplantae; Streptophyta; Magnoliopsida; Malpighiales; Linaceae. The record is from the annotation of a GenBank genome assembly.
ACGAGGAUACCGCAACAAAUGUCAAUGCCGUUAAGAAUUGGAGAUUUCUUCGCCCCCCGCUGUUCCAUCCGUCCGCCCCUUUCUCCUCCGGCGGCGUCAUCUUCGGUCUGCCAUGGCGACGGGGAACUGUGAUUCGGCUUCCGAUCCACAGCUCUGCGUUUCCAAGAAACGACCGGGAAUCCGUUCAACAGUAGUAAACUCCAUCAGCAAACUCGGGGAGGAUCUCCUCCUAGAAAUUCUGAUUCGCAGCUUUCUGAACCCUAGAUUCGCCUGCCGGAGCAAACUGGUCUGCAAGCGAUGGAACUCCCUGAUCUCCAGUCCGUCAUUCAAUCGCCGUUUUGUCUGUCGCCGGCAGAGCAUCACCGAACUGCAACCACCUCUGGUACUUUCCUCAGAAGACCAGCAAUCGAUCAUCCAUGGGUUUGUCCCUAUGCCUAGUGUAGAUCAUGAACUGCGUUUCGCAGUUCUGGAUUCCUUCCAGGACUUGCUUCUAUGUGGAUUUCAGAUGCCAGAAGACCUUGAUGACGAAUUCGGCAGGUCGUACUUCGUCUGCAAUCCGUUUACGAAGCAAUGGAUCGCCCUUCCUCUGGCGCCUUGCCGGCCAACGAGGUGUUCGGGAUUGGUCACAAGAAGAGCGUCAGCCAAUUCACUGAUGCAUCACAAGUCACAAGGCUCGUCUGCUACAAGGAAUUUAUGUAUCAAUUAAAGGGCAAAGGGUGAAGCUCUCCACUGGUGUGGUAGGUGUUCAUGCACACCAGCCUAUUUAAAGUAGUUGAAUUCCUAAGUUAUCAUGCAUAUAGGUGCAACAGAUGAAUUUGGUUCGUGGUUGUAUUGAUAGAUUGGUUGAAACAAUAAUCUGGGUGGAUUCUCGGAUUGAAAGUGCAGCUCCCACUCCCAGCCUCCAUGUGUCCCUUCCCUUCUGAAGCAGACGCUUUUCAGAUGAGAUCUCUAGUUAUUUAAUAGUAAUGAUCUGUUGUUUCCUGCUUUUACCUCUGUAGAAGUAUUUGUUGUUUACGCUCAAUCUUUAAUUUCAGUAUGAAUAGCAAUGCUUAGUAUGUGAAGGGGUUCUCAAGACAGCUCGUCCCAAGUCUAGUCCCGGAGUUCAACUUGAUGAUUUCUACCUAGAGUUAGAAAGGAGAAUGAGUGCUUCACUUAAGCAGGUUGUGUUACCCUAUCUGCAUCCAGAAAAGCCGGAAAUUGCCUUCUUCCAUUAUCUUGAUAUAAAGGGUGCUAUCUUGUCCUGUGAUUUGAGAAAGGGAGACCUAGAGUUCCACUCUGAACUUAGAGUACUGCUUUCACCUCGCUGGGCACUAUUCCAGCCUAGGGUUUCUUGUUGGCCUAUUCCAAUUCCAAGGUAUGAAGAAUUGCGAGUUAUGUAUGAUGGAAGCUACAACUGUUGGGUUCAGAGCAGCAAACCAACAAUUCGCGCGGUAACUGGACCAACGACUCCCGCAAUAGCUGAAGAACGCCAACUGAUUGACCGAUCUGGUCAUGGGAGGAAGGUCACCUGAUUAGCAUCAUAGGGCUCGCGUUCUAUGAUGGCAUUAAAAGGAAACUAUGUAUCAAUGAAAGGGAAAAGGGAGGAGCUCCACUGCUGUGAUUGGUGUUCAUGCACUCCAGGUUUUUUAAGUAGUUGAAUUCUAAGUUAUCGUGUAUAGAGGUGCAGCAAAUGGAUUGGGUACACGGGUUGAUUUGCAGCUCACACUCCCUACCUCGAUGUGUCCCGCCCCUUUCGAAGUGGAUGAUAUUUUUGGGGUGUUCAGUUUGUAUCGAAUACCAAUGUUUUUUUUUUUUGAUUUCCUGCUUAUAACUCUGUAGAAGUAUUUAUUGUUUAAGCAAACGAAUAUGUAUUUCUGUAUCAAUAGCAAUGGUUUACACCCCAUUUUUGUGUCUUGUACAUCUCAUAAGUCGAUGCAAGUAACUUACC